AAUACAGUUGAUGAUUGGUUUCAGUCUUCUGAAUUGAAGGCAUUAGUCGAGGCCCAGUAUGGGCAAAUCGGAGAUUGGUGUUUCAGUUCAGGUGUCACUAGUAUGAGAGAACUUUUCCGUGCUCGUAAUACCUUCAAUGAGGAUAUUGGAAACUGGGAUGUAUCUUUUGUCAAAGAUAUGCAGUGGAUGUUUUUUGCUGCAUCGUCCUUCAAUCAGGACUUGUCGUUGUGGGACGUCUCCUCUGUCACAACGAUGCAUCGGAUGUUUACCAACGCGGGUUCCUUGGACCAAGAUUUGUCGUUUUGGGAUGUUUCUUCUGUCACCGACAUAAGCCUGAUGUUCGCUGGCGCAGAUUCUUUCAAUAACAAUUUAUCAACAUGGGACGUUUCUUCUGUGACCAACAUGGGAGAAAUGUUCUACAGGGCAACAUCAUUCAACCAAGAUUUGUCCUCUUGGGAUGUCUCUUCUGUGACCAAUAUGGGGGGAAUGUUCCGCCGCGCGUCAUCGUUCAACCAAGACCUUUCAUCAUGGAACGUGUCCUCCGUCAUUAAUAUGGGAUGGAUGUUUGGCGAGGCAUCAUUGUUCAAUGGAGACAUAUCAUUGUGGAAGGUUUCUUCCGUUAUUUCCAUGGCAAACAUGUUCUACAAGGCGGUAUCCUUCAACGGAGACUUGUCAUUGUGGGACGUUUCCUCAGUCCAGAACAUGGCAGUAAUGUUCGAUGGCGCAUCAGCGUUCAAUGGAGACAUAUCACCAUGGAAUGUUUCUUCUGUGACCGGUAUGGGGGGAAUGUUCAGCGAAGCAACAUCAUUCAACGGAGACUUGUCAUCGUGGAACGUCUCGUCUCUCUCCAACAUGAAUUCAAUGUUCAGGAGGGCAAUUUCUUUUAAUGGAGACAUAUCAACAUGGGAUGUAUCUUCCGCCACAAGAAUGUCGGGUGUGUUCUAUGGAGCUUCAGCCUUUAAUCAAGAUUUGUCGUCAUGGGAUGUUUCCUCUGCUACAAGGAUUGAUUUAAUAUUCUACGGGGCUUCUUCCUUCAAUCAGAAUCUUUGUGCAUGGGGUCCGCGCCUUUCCAGUGAUGUCUUACUUGCACGUCAUGAGCGCAGCUCUGAGUUUUCCGUAACCAGCUGCCCAUUACAAUCCAGUCCAAACCUCUCCUCGGAUCCACCAGGUCCCUUUUGCCAUGUUUGCACGUAG
Messenger RNA from Cylindrotheca closterium, 1194 nucleotides. NCBI's taxonomy places the organism in Eukaryota, Bacillariophyta, Bacillariophyceae, Bacillariales, Bacillariaceae. The record is from the annotation of a GenBank genome assembly.